UCAUAUAUGUCAAUGAUACAGACGAAUAUGACAUUUCUUAUCAUUCGUGUUCAAAUUAAUAGUAUUUCAUGCUUUUAAAAUGUUUGUUUUGCAUCGUUCUUUACAUAACAGAAUGCUUUACGCUGAACGAAACAAGUACAAAUUCAGUAAAUACAUCUGAGACUAAUACCGUCACACUUGGUCCGAAUAAAGAUGCAUGGGUUCCUCGUGUAAUAAAUGGAGUUCCAGCUAAAUCAGGAGACGUUCCUUAUCAGGUCUCCUUGAAGAAACAGUUGGAAGGCGAUAUCUACAUGUCUUUUUGUGGUGGAGCCAUAAUCAAAGAAAAGAAGGUUCUAUCUGCUGCCCAUUGCUUUGUGGAAAACAUGCUAAGUAACACGUCACAGGCAGGAAUAAUAUAUGAAAAUUUACUGGAGGACAAAUAUGCUGUUGCUGGCUCUAUACUAAGUAAAGACAAAUACACUGCUAAUAACGAUCAAGCGCAAUGGAGGACACUAGAAAGGGUCAGAUAUCCCGAAGAAUUCAAGUUUCCCAAUUAUGACAUAGCAGUUAUUUAUCUACAUAGACCAUUUAUUUAUACUAAGUACGUAGCACCAAUUCCGAUUCCGUCAAAAGAUUUGGAUCGUCAUGGCAAUUGUUGGGUCUCGGGGUACGGAAGAACAAGUCAUACAAAAAAGGAUGCGAUUAGUUAUAUUCUCCAAUUAGCACAGAUGGAACUGAUUAAGCAGUCGACGUGCUCUAAACUGCAAUUAAGUGACAACGACGGUUUUCUCUGCACUAAUGUACAUACUUCAGAUGUUGCAAAGGGAGAUUCUGGCGGUCCUCUAGUAUGUAAGAAUAUAGGUGAUCCAAAUGAAAAUAACAAAGGAGUAUUGGUUGGUGUCAUCAGCGGCCACGUGACGUCAUCUUAUUCAUUCUUCACUAGAGUUUCCAAAUACCUCGAUUUCAUAAAAGAUGACUUUGUUUCCUUCGUAGUAAAAAAACCAGUAAAGAAACCACCACCUCGUAAACGCAAAAAAAAUUCUACUGCGUGCAUUCGAAAACCUUUAUAUCCACUUCUCGUUUUACCGUUUGUACAUACUUACAUAAAUACCUAAACAUCUUGCUUUUGACCAAUGGGGAUACUUAGAUAGAAUCUACAGAGCCUUACCUAAUAAGAUCCUUAGAAAAUGAUGUGUACACGACGCCGGCUGCCAACGUGCCGCUACCAAAGUUGUAGACAAACCUUUACGAUGCCUAUUUGUUAAGAGAGAUCUUAGACAAAUCUGAAAGUAUGUGUUCGUUGCGUAUAUUGUGUUAGAAAAUAAAUUUUGCAAUUGAAAUUACAAUUGAUUCAGUGUAUGUUUUUUUUUUUUUGUCGACAUUCGUUAUUAUUACAGAAAUAUAUUGUAUUUAAUUCA
Spodoptera frugiperda (fall armyworm) is the source of this 1397-nucleotide messenger RNA. RefSeq names its product plasma kallikrein-like. The transcript is spliced from 6 exons. Gene Ontology annotation, biological process: proteolysis. Gene Ontology annotation, molecular function: serine-type endopeptidase activity. The coding region runs from base 69 to 1094 and encodes 341 amino acids. The record is from RefSeq and is a predicted model, not a curated record. NCBI's taxonomy places the organism in Eukaryota, Metazoa, Arthropoda, Insecta, Lepidoptera, Noctuidae.